AUGUGCCAGUCGCACACGAUUCACAACCUCUGCGGUCACACCAAGAUCAAAACAAUUGUCCAGUGCGCUGAAAUGACGGAACGCCUCUUGAAAGGCGCAUUGGAGAACCAAAGGACGCUAAUAAAUGGUCGAGUGGUUGAUUUUGCAGACUUUAACGAGAAGACAAAAUGCACACAUCAACUCUUUGUGGAUGUUUCUGAUACCUUGCACAUUUUUCCAGAUAUGUGUGAUCAAUGCAAGAGUUCUGGGGUGGUCGGAAACUGGAUGGAACAAGACCCCGGUGCCAAGCUUCAGAUAUUUCGAUCCUGGAGAUUGAAACGUCGCGCAGCGGUCCAUGCAGCACCACACGAGGUCCAGUCGAAUGCAAAUGGCACCCGGGAUGAAGCGUGCAAGGACAUUGAAGACAAUGAAUCAGAGACUCUUCAGUUCAUUGCCCCUCCCAACGUUUCUGGUGAGUCGACAAUUGGUUCGAAGUCUCCAUCAUCACAGUCAUCGCAGGCCAGAGUGCAGAGCGUCGCGUCGAGUGUGACGAAAGAUAGCACGACGCCCUCGUUGCACGACGUCAAAACCCGUGUGGACCGGCUGAGAGCUAGAGCAGACCAUCUCAUUGCGAAGAUUUCUGUUCAAAGUGCAGCCUGGAGUCUGCAAAGCUCAACG
Molecule: messenger RNA, 657 nt
Organism: Exophiala aquamarina CBS 119918
Lineage: Eukaryota; Fungi; Ascomycota; Eurotiomycetes; Chaetothyriales; Herpotrichiellaceae
Exons: 1
Source: RefSeq, a predicted model, not a curated record